This is a messenger RNA of Miscanthus lutarioriparius, 402 nucleotides long. The record is from the annotation of a GenBank genome assembly. NCBI's taxonomy places the organism in Eukaryota, Viridiplantae, Streptophyta, Magnoliopsida, Poales, Poaceae.
AUGGCCAUUGCUAUGAGUGAAAAGUUUGAAAAGUAUUGGACCUGUUCUGGCAUGAGUCUUGUAGUAGCUUGCUUUCUUGAUCCUAGGUGCAAAAAGAAGCUUUUAGAGUGCUACAUGAGAAAGUUUUAUGGUGACUACUAUCAGGUUCAUCUCGAUGAGUUUCUUACUGUUGUGAAGAACUUGUACCAAUUUUAUGCUAGCUCUAGUUCAGAGAAUAAGAGUGAUGUGAAUCAAAAUGAACAUCUUAGUCCAACGGAUCCUCUAGCUAAAAAUAGAGAUGAUGAACUUGACAGCUUAUUAUAUGAUGAUCAUGGGCUUGAUAGCAGGGACACAAAUGAGCUAGACAAAUGCAUGGCAGAGCCACUAUUGAAGCAAAAUCCGUUUGAUAUUUUAUCAUAUUGA